CAGGUCAAACGACAUCCUCUAACGACCUAAUUCAGCAUCAAGUUCACGAUCUAAACUCCAGGACACUUUAAAUCAGACUCCAAGACACAGGCCAGGACUGCCAUACAAAGAGAAGCAUAAACGGGAGCUAGUCCGGUCGUUUAAGUUCAAAUUAAAAGACAUCCUCCCACAACCUAAUUCCACAUCACUUCUCAGAUCUAUGAUCCAUGAUACUCCAGACCAGACCACGGAAUAUCGGCGACAAUUGCCAUACAUCGAUAACUGCUAUACAUCAAGAAGCACAAACGGGCGCCAGUCCGCCAUCAAGAAGCCCAGGAAAUAUAGUUCAAGUCACGUCCCUAAUCCAGCUUAUUUGCGCCCUUCACCCACCCUUCCAUCCACACCUCCUUCGCCGCGCCUCCCUCAUACCUCCCUCAUAUUCUCCCCCCCCCCUCAUACCGCUCUCGAAACACCGCUCUCUCUCUCCCUCGCCUCACGCCUGCAUCUGCGUCUGACUAUCACACACUAGUCUCACAUCUCCUGCGAAAUCUCCACAUCCGCCGAGAUAAAGGUGCCGUCCCCGAUUGGGGCAUCAAAUCGGCGCGUAUGUACAAGAGAUAGUGCCAGAUGAGAAAGUAAGGGGAGUGUGUUCGGCGAGCCGCCCAGCUCAGCAGUUCAUCACGCCGCUGUGACGCGGGUCGCAGAAGCCGUCGUCGGUGGCGUGGCACACGGGCGCCAAGCGGGCGCUUCGCGAUGCCGUGUGGCGAUGCGCAUAGUGUUGGAGUUGGUGAUUGGGGAAGCGAGAUGUGAGCGGGAGAGAGGGGGUUUAUGCGAUUG
This is a messenger RNA of Mytilinidion resinicola, 816 nucleotides long. RefSeq lists its product as uncharacterized. Bases 200 to 508 code for a protein of 102 amino acids. The record is from RefSeq and is a predicted model, not a curated record. Lineage: Eukaryota; Fungi; Ascomycota; Dothideomycetes; Mytilinidiales; Mytilinidiaceae. The transcript has a single exon.